Messenger RNA from Fusarium fujikuroi IMI 58289, 2067 nucleotides. Its product is annotated as probable branching enzyme (be1). Gene Ontology annotation, biological process: glycogen biosynthetic process. The record is from RefSeq and is a predicted model, not a curated record. The transcript is spliced from 9 exons. Gene Ontology annotation, molecular function: cation binding; 1,4-alpha-glucan branching enzyme activity; hydrolase activity, hydrolyzing O-glycosyl compounds. Gene Ontology annotation, cellular component: cytoplasm. Bases 1 to 2067 code for a protein of 688 amino acids. NCBI's taxonomy places the organism in Eukaryota, Fungi, Ascomycota, Sordariomycetes, Hypocreales, Nectriaceae.
AUGGCCGCAAUUGCUGAAAACUCGUCCAAUUCCUUGGACCCCAAUCACUCUGGCGGUGCUGCGGGUGACAUCCCCAACGACGGUACUGGCGUUGUGAAGCUCGAUCCUUGGCUGGAGCCCUUCAGCGAAGCCCUCAGAAGACGCUUUUCUAAAACUCAAGAUUGGAUCAAGACCAUCAACGACACCGAAGGUGGCCUUGAGAAGUUCAGCAGGGGCGCUGAGAAAUUUGGCUUCAACGUCGAUGCUGAUAACAACAUUAUCUACCGUGAAUGGGCGCCUAAUGCCACUGCCGCGUUCCUGAUCGGCGACUUCAAUAACUGGGACCGCAAUGCUCAUCCCAUGGCCAAGAACGAUUUCGGCGUCUUCGAAAUUACAAUUUCUGCCCAAGGUGGACAGCCUGCCAUUCCUCAUCUUUCCAAAGUCAAGAUCUCGCUCAACUUGCCCAAUGGUGAGCAUGUUGAUCGACUCCCGGCUUGGAUCAAGUACGUGACACAGGAUUUGUCUGUGUCUCCCGCAUACGAUGCUCACUUCUGGAAUCCUCCAGCCUCCGAGACAUACAAGUUCAAAAACGCCCGGCCCAAGAAGCCUGCAAGUGUUCGUGUGUAUGAGGCGCAUGUCGGAAUUUCCAGCCCUGACCAACGGGUUGCGACUUACAAGGAGUUUACCAAGAACAUGCUUCCACGAAUUAAGAACCUAGGUUACAAUGUGAUUCAACUGAUGGCUGUGAUGGAACAUGCGUACUAUGCCAGCUUUGGCUAUCAAAUCAACAACUUCUUCGCUGCUAGCAGUCGAUACGGUACUCCCGAGGACCUCAAGGAGCUCAUUGAUACCGCACACGGCCUCGGAAUUACCAUGCUACUCGAUGUUGUUCACAGCCACGCUUCCAAGAACGUGCUCGAUGGCAUCAACGAGUUUGAUGGUACCGAUCACCAUUACUUUCAUGGUGGCGGCAAGGGCCGACACGAUCAAUGGGAUAGCCGGCUUUUCAACUACGGCCACCAUGAGGUGAUGCGGUUCUUGCUUAGCAACUUGCGUUUUUGGAUGGACGAGUACCAAUUCGACGGUUUUCGAUUUGACGGAGUUACCAGCAUGCUAUAUGUUCAUCAUGGCAUGGGCACGGGCUUUUCCGGUGGCUAUCAUGAGUACUUCGGCGCAGAUGUUGACGAGGAGGCUGUUGUUUAUAUGAUGCUUGCAAAUGAAAUGCUGCAUGCACUCUACCCAGAGGUCAUCACCAUUGCUGAAGAUGUCUCUGGUAUGCCGGCACUUUGCCUGCCACUUUCUCUUGGUGGCAAAGAACUCAAGGAUGAUGAAUGGGACAUUGGCAACAUCUGCCAUACGCUUACCAACCGUCGACACGGCGAGAAGACUAUCGCCUAUGCUGAGAGCCACGACCAGGCGCUUGUUGGUGACAAAACACUCAUGAUGCAUCUAUGUGACGCUGAAAUGUACACCAACAUGUCUACUCUGUCGCCCCUGACUCCUGUCAUUGAUCGUGGUAUGGCACUCCACAAGAUGAUUCGACUUGUGACACAUGGCCUCGGAGGAGAGGGAUAUCUGAACUUUGAGGGUAACGAGUUUGGUCACCCCGAGUGGCUCGACUUCCCGCGUGAGGGCAACAACAACUCAUUCUGGUAUGCUCGGCGACAGCUCAACCUUACGGAUGACCCCUUGCUCCGAUACAAGUUCCUGGAUCACUUUGACCGCUUGAUGAACCAGACUGAGGCCAAAUAUGGUUGGCUCCACGCGCCACAGGCGUAUAUCUCAUUGAAACAUGAAGGUGACAAGGUCAUUGUGUUUGAGCGCGGUGGUCUGGUCUUUAUCUUUAACUUCCACCCAACCAACAGCUUCAGCGACUACCGUAUCGGAAUUGAUGUCGCAGGAACUUACCGUGUCGUUCUCAACACAGAUAGCAAGGAUGUUGGUGGUCACAACCGUGUCGAUGAGAACACCCGAUUCUUCACUACCCCUAUGGAAUGGAACAACAGGAACAACUGGACUCAUAUCUAUAUUCCCUGCCGAACUGCUUUGGUUUUGGCUCUUGAGUCCACAAUUUCCCAGCAGUCCUGA